AGGAGUUGGGUACAUCUGGAUGCCAUUGCAUUUGCUUAUAAGAUGGAAAGGGAUGUGAAUUCCAUCUUGGAUGCAAGGGAUUAUUGCUUUUUUUUUUUUUCUUUCUUUUUUGUAAUUGAAGAAGGGAAGUAUGUCAUUGCCGCAAUUCUUUUGGAUCUAGUUUCCUUUAGAGGAUGAUAUUAUUGAAUAUUAAACUGUAAACUUGCAUGUUUUCCAAGAAAAAAGAAAAAACACAUAAAUAUGCAGAAGACAGCAACACAUAUAUUCCUAUUUACAAACAUAAAAUACACAUUCUGGAAUGAUGGGCAUGUGCAUCAGCCAUGUUGUAACGUGAGCAAUUGAUUGGAUAAUAAUUAGCAUAUGCUGUGUAGGUGGGAUCAUAAAUUCAUAAUUCUGUUAUAGAAAACCUUAUAAAUAAUAAUAAAAGAAAAACUCUCCAUAAAACAAACUUAACAACACAGCCAUUUGUUAAUUAGUGCCGCUUGUCACGCUUUGGCAACUAUGGUGGCAAAAAGUUAAAAAAAAAAAAAAUCAAAAAAAUCAAAAUCUCCAAAAUAAAAUAAUUGGUUUAUUUACAUGAUUGGUUGAGCCUUGUUUCAAUGUUUAUUUGACCACGGAUGCCAUCUUCUUUAUAACAUGAUAGAAACAAAAAGGACAGGUAAAAAAGAAAAUGAGUUUAAUCAUGUUAGGGUUGAAUUUAACUAACAUACUGUUGAAAAGAAAACAGGAAGUUCUUUACUGAAGAGGGUUAGAAAUAUUAUUGUUACAUAGUGGAUGGUCAAGCCUAUCCCUUUUCACCAAAAGGCAUGACAAGUUUUGAUUCAAGGCCGUACAACUUUGCUAAACCCCAAUAUGGUGUAAAAUCAUCUAUUACAGUACAGAGCUAAAUUUGGGACAUUGGGAUCCUUAAUGUGAUUCUUUGUGCUUAAAACCAGGAGUUUUAACAUAACCGUGAUACAUUAAAAGGGACAUAUAAAAAUGGACCCGACUUCCUUAAUUAAUUUGCCAGUAUGACAACGGUUGGUUCAAGAAAGGCAAGAAAGCUACAGAAAUGGUGAGUAGAGCACCAAAAGAGAAACAACAUGUCGAGGAGAACUGUCUUUCCUUGAUAGUUUUCUUGUCCUGGCAGUUUCAAUGUUCCUCCGGAGAAACAAUAUUUCUCAAAGUUCUUGGAGUAUAAAGAUCAAAGAGCGGAAAGGAAUAGAAUAAGGGGAGAAAAAGAGUAACAAGAACAUUGCAAUGCCUGCAUUUUGGUUUUCUUCUCUCAAGAGAUCAUUGCAGUGCAAAUCACAAUCAUCUGAUGUUCACGUUCCAAGAGCCAGAAACAAUCUUAGCAACAUUCACACAAAAAAGCCAUGUGGGUUUGGAUGUUCAAGAUCAGUGUCAAAUCUAAGAGAUGUUAUUCACGGUAGCAAGAGGUACACAGAGAAGCCACAUACAAGUUGCAGUCCUAGAUCUUUAGGCAGCAGUGAUUUCCUCAACCCUAUAACACAUGAAGUAGUACUCAGUGACUCUACAUGUGAAUUAAGGAUUACUGGAUUUGGUGGCAAUGGUGGUGGUGCUGGUGGCGGUGUUUCUUCGACAUUUGUUGGUACCCUUAAGCCAGGAACACCAGGCCCUGGAGGUCAAGAAUUGGCACCUCAUUAUUCAAGAAGGUCCCAUAGCCUUUCAAGAAAGAUGCAUGGUGAUUCUCCUGUUUUUGGUACAUCUUCAAAGGCCAGGAGUUCUCUUGAUGUUUCAAAAUCUUAUGAGUCUUCAAAUCUAGUUUGCAAGAAAUGUUAUGAGAAAUUUAAAACUUUGGAUGCUGUCGAUGCACAUCAUCUCGCCAAACAUGCUGUUACUGAACUUAUUGAGGGCGACUCAUCCAGGAGAAUAGUUGAAAUAAUCUGCAGAGCAAGCUGGCUAAAAUCUGAGGCCAAUUUUGUCAAUAUAGAAAGGGUUCUUAAAGUCCAUAACAUGCAAGUGACCAUUGCUCAAUUUGAAGAAUACAGAGAACUGGUUAAGAUCAAAGCUAGCAAAUUGCCCACAAGACAUUCACGUUGCCUUGCUGAUGGUAAUGAGCUCUUAAGAUUCCAUGGCACAACCAUUUCUUGUUCUCUUGGCAUGAAUGGUUCUUAUAGUCUUUGUACAGAAGAGAAAUGUGGUGUUUGUCAAAUUUUAAGACAUGGAUUCUGUAGAAAAGACAUUGGUGUUUUUACUACUUCAACUAGUGGAAGAGCAUUAGAGUCUAUAGAAUCUAGUGAAGACAGCCAUUCUUCUGCAAGAAAGGCUUUAUUAGUAUGCAGAGUUAUUGCAGGAAGGGUGCAUAAACCUUUGGGGAAUUUUCAAGAAAUUGCAGGCCAAUCUGGCUUUGAUUCAUUGGCCGGGAAAGUUGGUCAACAUUCUAAUAUUGAGGAACUUUAUUUACUAAAUCCUAAAGCUCUCCUCCCUUGUUUUGUAGUAAUUUACUGACCCUGAAAUGAAUGUUUAGACUGCUCUAAUUAAAACUUAAAGCAGGGCUUUUUAUUUAUUUGCUUCUCUCUCUCGUAUGAAUUUUGUGCAACAUGCGUACACUUCUUUCUUCCCUUAUUUAAGUCUUCCCUACAGUUUUGUCAGUAAUGAAGGUCAAUUUUACUUUUUUGUCA
This is a messenger RNA of Ricinus communis (castor bean), 2624 nucleotides long. RefSeq lists its product as uncharacterized. The record is from RefSeq and is a predicted model, not a curated record. The coding region runs from base 1240 to 2451 and encodes 403 amino acids. The transcript is spliced from 2 exons. Lineage: Eukaryota; Viridiplantae; Streptophyta; Magnoliopsida; Malpighiales; Euphorbiaceae.